This is a messenger RNA of Papilio xuthus (Asian swallowtail), 3236 nucleotides long. It is a transcript of the gene Rala, whose product is annotated as Ras-like protein A. The transcript is spliced from 5 exons. The coding region runs from base 298 to 981 and encodes 227 amino acids. Gene Ontology annotation, cellular component: membrane. Gene Ontology annotation, biological process: signal transduction. The record is from RefSeq and is a predicted model, not a curated record. Gene Ontology annotation, molecular function: GTP binding; GTPase activity. Lineage: Eukaryota; Metazoa; Arthropoda; Insecta; Lepidoptera; Papilionidae.
UCUCCCACAGUUUCUCGGCUAUUGUCUUACGAUUCUCACGUGUAAAUGUGCGUUUGCAGACCGGGUUAACACACUGCUAUUACUGUAUACGAUUUUAGUACAGCUACGCCCGCGGGGAGCUUCGACGCUGUGUUUAGCUCCGGCGUGACUCACGCGCCUGUCGUUGAUUUUACGUGGUUUUUGAUGCUCGCAAUUUAUCAGUAGCAUAUAUUUGUAAAUUGUUCAGUGGAGAAAGGUUCGUUUAUGGGGCAUGGGCACCCUAAGGCCUAGUAAUAAGACUGCCUAUAGUGCACAGUAAUGUUUUCAGCUAUUGCAUACAAAUUGUCUACAACAUUUCUUGAAGAACAAAAGGUGUGCGCGGCAGCAGCGAGCGCGAUGUCUAAGAAGCCGGCGGCGCAGCCCACGCUUCACAAGGUGAUCAUGGUGGGCUCGGGCGGCGUGGGCAAGUCCGCGCUCACGCUGCAGUUCAUGUACGACGAGUUCGUCGAGGACUACGAGCCCACAAAGGCCGACAGCUACAGGAAGAAGGUGGUGCUGGACGGCGAGGAGGUACAGAUCGAUAUCCUGGACACGGCGGGCCAGGAGGACUACGCGGCCAUCAGGGACAACUACUUCCGCUCCGGUGAGGGCUUCCUCUGCGUCUUCUCCAUCACCGAGCCGGAGAGCUUCGACGCCACGCAGGAGUUUAGGGAGCAGAUCCUGCGAGUGAAGAACGACGAGAAUAUUCCGUUCCUGCUGGUGGGCAACAAGUCGGACCUGGGCGACAAGCGGCGCGUGCCGCUGGAUGCGUGCCGCGAGCGCGCGCACGCCUGGCAGGUGCCCUACGUGGAGACCUCCGCCAAGACGCGCGACAACGUCGACAAGGUGUUCUUUGACCUGAUGCGGGAGAUCCGCUCGCGCAAGUCGGACGACAGCCGCGCCGCCAACGGCAACGUGCGCGACAAGGUCAAGCGGAGAAAGAUCAAAUGCGCCAUAUUGUAGGUCGCCGCGCCCCGCCCCGCCCCCCGGCACGCCCCCGCAGCCGCCGGACACUCCCGCGCCUCCUGUAUAAACUGUAUCUACGACAUUCGCCCGUUUUGGUGCUGGUAUUUUAUUGAAUACUGUUCCUAAUGAAGUUGUUUGUAACGUACGCGCUCCACUCGACAGAAUGUAACGAGCUCAUUGCGAACAGAAUUCUGUAAAUGUGUUUGUUACGUUAUGAAACAUUACGCUUGCGCGUUAUUUUGUUAUUAUAUUUAGCGUCUAAAUAUUUUUGAUCUGAACAAGAAAUGCAUAGGUGACAUAGUUUUGUGAUAAAGGUAUGUACGUCUUAUACAAGAAACGAUGAAAUUCAAAUGCGAUUUUUUAUUUUCUGUGAAGAUUUUCUUUUGUUCUUAAAAUAUGGAAAUAUGAGCGGCUGACCAUGUGUCCGUCUCAGUACUUGUUAGUGUGUAGGUACGUACAACACGUCAGUGGGGCGCACACACUGUUGUGUGUCGCACAGUGUUGUGUGUCACACAGUGCUGUGUGUCGCACAGUGCUGUGUGUCGCACAAUGUCGUGUGUGUGUGCUCGGCCGGACGUUGGAAAACGUUGUAUUUAUUACUUAGCUCGUAAGCGCUAAAUGUGUCUUGGAUUGCAUUGUGUCUCUGUUUAUAGAAAUAUUUUCUUGUGAAUAUUGCCAGGAGUCGGUCAUACGAGUAGCGGCUAUAUUACAGUUCCAUAUUCAAAGCUAAAGCAUGCCUGUAUUGCUCACUCAAAUAUUUAAAUAUAUUGAUAACUUAUUAUUAAUUGAAAGCACGUGAAUAACAAAAUAUUUCUAUACAACAAGGCAAGCUAAUAGCCGCGGCUCAGUCCGGGGCCGCGCGAGCCGCCAGCACGUCGCCAGCACGUCGCCUCACCGCUCAUUCUGUUUGCUUUGUUAUUUACAAUAAUAAGCAUAACAUAUUUUUUUGUAAAAGAUACGUUUUAUUUUAUUGCAAUUCAUGGGACGUUUUGAAAUGCUAAAGCAUGCUAUGUAUAACUUUUCAUAUUCCAUCAAAUUUAUAAAAUGAGAGGUAAAAUAGAUGUAUGUUGAUUGUGCGAGUGCUUGUGCCGGCUGCAGGUCUGGUCCCGGACAGCUGCUUGAUAAGACUUACAUUAUGUAAGUGAGUUCUGCGAGUGCUUGAUGUCUGUGUAAAUGUUGCCGCUGCUGGGCUGUGACUGUGCACUAUGUCAGCUGUCUCGCUCACUCGCAUCCCUCAACACAUUGCGAUAUUUUUCGCAUACGAACAUCUUUGCAAAUACUUUUACGUCUGAUUUAUCUUUGGGGAUUCUUUCAUAAUGAUUCUUACAGAUAGCUGACAUAGUCCAAACAAAGUCCUAUUCAUAGAAAUAAUAGGAAACAGUACACUCGCCAUUUGUUUAAUGGCUUGUAAUGCAAAAUAAUUUUAUCGCGUUUAAAAAAAUAUAUCAUUGUAUUAUUUUUUCCUGUAUGAGUUAAAAAGUUUGUUUGAAUGGAUCAUGAUAUCUAUGAAUAGGGCGUUUUUAAAAUAUUUUUAGUUAUCAAUAUUAUUUUAUAAAUUUUCAAAUCAUUUAGAAAUAGUCGGUCCAAAUAGUAAUGGCGACAUAAUCUUUUAUUUUUAAGUAUUUUUCACAUUCUAUCGCCUUCGUUAUAAUACGCGUUUUUAUUUAAAAUUUAAUUAUAUUUCAUGUUUAAAAUGUCAAGACGGCUCGUAUUUUACCGCUUAUUUUCAUUUAUUUAGAUAGUUUUAAAAUAUGUUUAGUAUGAUUGUACUUCACUAUUUAUAAUAUGGAACGAUGUAUGAUUCCUAUAUGUUAGAUAUUGCUAGCUAUUUCUAGGAUAUAUGUAAAUUUGUACGCAUUUUGUGUCUGAUAAUCUCAAAUAAGACAGGAAUUGUACGCGACCAACGAAAUAUCCAUAAAAAUAUUGUAUAGUUCAUGUCAUUGUUUAAUAUAAACUCCAUUUCUCACAGUGAACUUUUAUGAUGGGAUAUUUCAUAAUUUUUAAAUAUUUAAAUAAAUAAUUGUCAAGUAAUAUAUAAAGUGUAUAUUUUGAAUACGAACAUUGUCGCACGCUGUGCAUGCGAUCGCAUAACAGUAGCCAGUAAAAAUGACCGCCGUAUGUCACAUCUCGUAUAUAACCUGUACACAUUUGACAGCUGUCACAACUGUCAAACUGACAGACAAAGCCUGGAGCCUUUUUCAAUGUACUAGAUGUAAUCAAAUAGGUAUCAGUUGUAGUUCAGAAUUAAUUAA